Eremothecium gossypii ATCC 10895 is the source of this 2040-nucleotide messenger RNA. It is a transcript of the gene SQS1, whose product is annotated as Sqs1p. The coding region runs from base 1 to 2040 and encodes 679 amino acids. Gene Ontology annotation, molecular function: nucleic acid binding. The transcript has a single exon. Lineage: Eukaryota; Fungi; Ascomycota; Saccharomycetes; Saccharomycetales; Saccharomycetaceae. The record is from RefSeq and is marked provisional.
AUGGCUAAGAGACAUAAGCACUAUGAGAACCGAGGGUCCUCCGGAAGAGGCCGCCGGGGUGGUCGCGCAGGUCAUCGUGGCCGAGGUGGCAGACGACGCUACGCAGAACGGAAUAAUUCAGAACGGGCUGCGCCAGUGUGGGCGGGGAGUGGAGAUCUUGGGAAUCCAGAAAUGGUCGACGACUACUAUUUUGGCAGGCAGGCCGACCGGCGGCUGUGGAAGAAAGACUCGAUGCGGAUGGGCGGGUUUCGGCCCGGUGACAUGGGAGCUAGUGAGCAACCACAGUCACAUCUGCCAGCGCGGAAGCGGCCUGUCACUUUUACACUAGCUCGAGAUGUGUAUGAUCCAUCGCACAACCUCAACCAACUACUGAAUAAACAACUGGACGAGGGGGCGGAAGAAGAAGAUUCAAACAGCAGCUCGCCCAGCGCGAGUGGUGAUGACGAACCAGAGGGCGAAUACGAGCCUAAUCCGGAGCCCAAGAUGUACCGAAUAUCCGAGUUGAACGACGAUGCACUGUUUUUUGUUGACGAGCAGGGCAAGCUGCCGACUAAAAUACCAGCAGUGGAGGUGGCUCAACAAGAGACGCCGCGCUCUGUGGAAUUCAACGACACACUUACUGUAGGGAAGGUUCAACUACAGCUUCGCCAGGAUAGCAACGGGGGAACAUUUGUUGAUGCGCCGCAUGCAAAGAGGAUAUUCAGGGAUGACCUUUAUGGCGAUGUCUCAGAAGAAGAGGAUGAACCGGAGACUCCCAAAACUGAGCAGUUAGACAACUCCAAGAGUGUACGCACCAUGCAGCCUCCAAGCCCAGUUCCUCAACUGCUUUCGACCAACAUAGGGCGGCUCACACUCUCAGAACUAGCAUCAGAAAGUGAAAGUGAUACUGAAAAGCCUACGGCGGAAGCAGGAGCCGAACCUCCAAAAGGCGAGCCUGGUUUCGGGUUUCUCGAUGAAGACCAUCUUGCCGAUAUGUCGGAAAUCCAGGUAACUAAUAUUCGUCUUGGUGCGGCAGCACACAGCUACUUCGUGGCCAGUCCGAGAACUUUUGGUGACUCUGUAGCCCGCUGGGUUGAUCACGAUACGAUGGUCGAUAUUGCGCUAGAGCUAGGUUUACCCGAAGGGCGUUUGCACGCUUACUUGCGCCAUGUCUAUGAGCAGCUGGUGCCUCCGGAAGAGCCAGCAGAUGAUGGUGCUGAUGACCACUAUGGCGACGAGAACUACGACGACUCUGAAGAAGAUGAGCAAGACGACGAAUACGAAAACGAUGGUCUGAUUGCACUUGUAGAGCAUACACUUGCAAACGAUCCCUACCGUAACCGUGAUUACAAUACUAAGAGCUUAGAAUAUAGAGGUCAUGGGUCCCGCAAACGGUUGAUUAUAGACAAAGAAUCAAUGAUAGACGAAACUGUCCGUACACUACUCGAGGAUAAAGCGGCGCAACGCAGCGCCAAACGCGCCGCAAAGCGCCACGCGAAAGAAGACUACAUUGCAGAGGAGGCACGCAUGUCUUCUGACCUCUUUAGGAAGUAUCCUUACGGGUUUCAUAUCGAGAAUAUUAUAGAUGAGCUCGAGGCAUUCCUCGUUAGCCCGCGGGCCGCGCUCGAGUUCCCGCCGCUAGAUCCGCAUGGUCGCCGCACGCUCAAAAAUCUUGCUUGUGCAUUCGCUCUGAUAUGCAAGCAGGUCGGUCAGUCCACGCACACGCGCGUGCUUGUCCAAAAGGGCGGCAGGUACGAGCCCGACUACGACGCUGUGAACCGCAUCCGGCGCCAACGCCGGGUAUUCAUGCGCGUCGAUGUCCGUCGGCCGCGUGACGAUAUCACCCCUCGUGAACCUCGCGCAAAGUUCCACGUGCGUGAGGGCGCCAUCGUUGGGGGUGACGCCCCCACAAUUGGUCAGGACAACGUCGGUCGCCGUUUACUAGAGAAGCUUGGCUGGACCCAUGGCGAGGGCCUCGGUGUCCAUGGCAAUAAGGGCAUUAGCGAACCACUUAUGGCCAGAGUUAAGAAGAAUCGUUCUGGUCUAAGAUAUACAGAAUAA